AUGAAAUUUUAUUAAUUGAAAAUAAAUAAAAAUGUAUAUGGAUAUUUAAAUAUUAUAUAUUAUUUUAUACUUAUAAAAAAAUAAAAUAUUAAAAAUACUGAAAUAUUUAUAUUUAAUAAAAUAUUAAUAUAUAUUACAUAUUUUUAUUAUGGGAAAUUCUGGAAUAAGAAAAUUGUUUUUUUUAAUGAAUAUGUAGAAAAUUAAUAUAAUAGUAUACAUGAAAUAAAAAGCAUAACUUUAGAUAAAGAAGAGAUAUUAAUAGGCGAUAUUACGAAAAACAAAGUAGUUAUAGUUGUAAAUUUAGGUUCUUAAAAUAAUUGUUAUUAAGAAUAAAUUAAUAAAUUGAAUGAAUUAAAGAAAAGAUUUGCAAAUUAAGUUGAAAUUUUAGGAAAGUUAGAAAUAAACGGAUAAUAUAUACAUCCUUUGUACAAAUUUUUGAAGAGAAAUUCGGUCUUAUAUAAUUAUAAAAUUAUGAAUGGUAUUAAAAUAAAUGAAGAUUUUUGUAAAUUUUUAGUUGAUUAAUAAGGGAAAGUUUAUAAUUAUUUUCCAUAAAAUAUUUCUUUUGAUAUUAUUUAAAAAGAUAUUUAAGAUAUAUUAGAUAAAUAAAAAUAGACUUGA
Molecule: messenger RNA, 618 nt
Organism: Ichthyophthirius multifiliis
Lineage: Eukaryota; Ciliophora; Oligohymenophorea; Hymenostomatida
Exons: 2
Biological process (GO): response to oxidative stress
Molecular function (GO): glutathione peroxidase activity
Source: RefSeq, a predicted model, not a curated record